This is a messenger RNA of Lathyrus sativus (Indian pea), 2181 nucleotides long. The record is from the annotation of a GenBank genome assembly. NCBI's taxonomy places the organism in Eukaryota, Viridiplantae, Streptophyta, Magnoliopsida, Fabales, Fabaceae.
AUGGCAGAAGUAAUCGCCAACAUUGCCUCCGAUUCUCUCGACAAAUCCCCGUCCUCUUCCGCUCCACCUCCACCUCCUCCACCACCUCCUCCCACCUCAUCCGCUGCUGAUUCCGAUCUCCCCCCGUCUCAUCAUCCGCCUCCACACCCUUCCUACCGCCGUGGUAGGGACCGCAGAGAUGAUAGAGAUUUCGAUCGUCCUCCUAAUCGCCGCGAUUACUAUGAGCGAAACAUGUCACCGCCGCCAAAAGAUAGAGAUAGAGAAUUCAAGCGCAGGCGUACUCCCAGUCCUCCGUAUCGUGACCGCCGCCAUUCCCCACCGCGGCGUUCCCCUCCGCAUUACAACUACAAGCGCUCUAGGAGAGGAGGCAGCCCCCGAGGCGGUUAUGGGCCCGAUGACAGAAGAUCCGGGUAUGAUCAUUAUGGUGGUUAUGAUAGGGGUGGAAGAGGUGGUUAUGCUGAUGACAGGUCUUAUGGCAGGUUUGGACACCGUUCUGGAGCAGGGUAUCAAAAUGGGAUCUCUGAUAUGGAAUCAAAUCGUGCUUACCCAAACUUUCGAAGUAGCGGUGCACAAAGAGAAGGGUUGUUGUCCUAUAAACAAUUCAUUCAGGAGCUUGAGGAUGAUAUACUACCGGCUGAAGCAGAACGUAGGUAUCAAGAAUAUAGAUCAGGGUACAUUUCUACCCAAAAAAGAGCUUAUUUCAAUGCUCAUAAGGAUGAGGAGUGGUUGAAAGAUAAAUACCAUCCGACAAAUUUGCUUAAAGUCAUUGAAAGGAGGAAUGAAAGUGCUCAACAGCUGGCAAAAGAUUUUCUGCUUGAUUUGCAGAAUGGAACUAUUGAUCUAAAUCCAGGUUUAAGUGCCUCUUCAUCCAGCAAAUCAGCGCAAGCUAGCGAACCAAAUUCAGAGGAGGAAGCAGAUGGCAAACGGAGAAGACAUGGAAGGGGUUUUAAUAAACAAAGUGAUUUCACAGCUGCUCCAACGACCCAUCCCAUCAGUUCUGAACCUAGACGAAUACAAGCAGAUGUUCAACUGUCUCAGGCCCUUGUUCGCAAGCUUGAUGCAGAAAAGGGGAUUGGAGAUAAUAUUUUAUGCAGCAGUGAUCAUAAUAAAAACAGUGAUAAGUCUCACAGUGGAUCUGUGGGUCCAGUAGUAAUUAUACGAGGCCUAACAUCUGUUAAGGGUUUAGAGGGUGUUGAGCUUUUGGACACACUUGUUACAUAUCUAUGGCGGAUUCAUGGUGUAGAUUAUUAUGGCAUGAUUGAGACUAAUGAGGCUAAGGGUUUUAGGCAUGUGAGGCCAGAAAGAACAGCACAUGAAGAAACAGGUAAGUCAGGGUCAGAAUGGGAAAAAAAACUUGACUCAUUUUGGCAGGGAAGGUUGAAUGGUCAGGAUCCAUUGGAAGUAAUGGCUGCUAAGGAGAAAAUAGAUGCAGCAGCAGUUGAAGUGUUGGAUCCAUAUGUUAGAAAAAUCAGGGAUGAAAAGUAUGGAUGGAAGUAUGGUUGUGGAGCCAAGGGCUGCACAAAGCUUUUUCAUGCUGCUGAAUUUGUGUACAAACAUCUGAAGCUGAAGCACACAGAGCUUGCUGUUGAACAAACUUCUAAACUGUGCGAGGAUCUCUAUACUCAAAAUUACAUGAAUGAUCCAGAGGCUCCCGGUGGAAAGCCUGUCAUGCAGCAAUCUCAGGACAAGCCUUUAAAGCAAAGGUUAGGCCUGGAGGGCCGAUUGAGAGAUGAUCGUGGUAAUCAUCGAGACCAUGAACGGAAUGACAGAAUAAAUGGAGAUAAACCUGAUUCCCCAUCCCGUGAAAGGCAGUCUAAAGCACUUGAGAUGGGAGACCACAAUGAAACAAUGUACGACACUUAUGCAGGGCAUGGUGUACCUCCUUUUGCCUCAGAUAUGCCUCCUCCGCCAGUAUUGAUGCCUGUACCUGGUGCUGGGCCAUUAGGACCCUUUGUUCCUGCUCCACCAGAAGUUGCAAUGCAGAUGCUAAGAGAGCAAGGAGGACCAUCUUCAUAUGAUACCUCUGGAAGAACGAUGCUGUCUGGCCCUCAUAUGGGUGGACAGGCACCAAUAAUUGCUGUAAAUCCGGCAUUUAGACCAGAUCCUCGGCAGAUGCGAAGUUAUCAAGAUUUGGAUGCUCCAGAUGACGAGGUCACUGUGAUAGACUAUCGGAGUUUGUAA